Messenger RNA from Olea europaea var. sylvestris, 1706 nucleotides. Its product is annotated as probable 3-ketoacyl-CoA synthase 21. The record is from RefSeq and is a predicted model, not a curated record. Lineage: Eukaryota; Viridiplantae; Streptophyta; Magnoliopsida; Lamiales; Oleaceae. Gene Ontology annotation, biological process: fatty acid biosynthetic process. Gene Ontology annotation, cellular component: membrane. Gene Ontology annotation, molecular function: acyltransferase activity, transferring groups other than amino-acyl groups.
CAAAAAGAGUGUUUUAUCCACCCUUUACACAACAAAUUCUUAUCUUCUUCCCCACCACACUUCAAUAUAAACACAAUCUCUGGUUUCAAGAAACAAACUACAACUCAAGUUAGUUUAAACUACAUUCAACAAUCAAGAUUCUCUUCAAAUGGCAAGUUUACAGCAAAUUCUUCCUGACCUCCUCACCAUUAGCAAUCAUCGCAUGGUAAUGUUUUUAAUCUUAUUCAUAACCACACUAUAUCUCGUGUACAGGAAUAAGAUUUCAAUAUACUUACUCGACUACACUUGCUAUAAGCCACCUGCAUUCUAUCGCCUACCCCUGUCCAUGUUCAUAGAGCACAUUUUGCUCCACGAACAAUUUGAUCAGAACAGUUUGGCAUUCCAAAUUAAGAUCCUGGAAAAAUUAGGUUUCAGUGAAGAAACCUGCAUUCCUCCAUUGUUAAGUCAACUUCCCAUAACAAAGUCUCUUUCAUUCAACAAAGAUGAAGCUACAAUAGUAAUCUUCAGGGUUAGGGAAUUAUUAGAGAAAACCAACAUAAACCCUAAAGCCAUAGAUAUAUUGAUCAUGAAUUCUAGUAUGUUUUCACCUACACCUUCACUCAGUGCAAUGGUUAUUAACAAGUUCCAAAUGAGGAGCAAUAUUAUGAGUCUCAAUCUUUCUGGUAUGGGAUGUAGCUCAGGAAUUAUAUCAGUAGGUUUAGCUAAUGAUCUUUUACGAGUUCAUAGAAACUCGUUGGCACUUGUUGUGAGCAGUGAAAUCUUGAGUCAGAAUUGGUAUACCGGGAAGGAUCGUUCAAUGUUGUUAACCAAUUGUCUAUUUAGAAUGGGGGGUGCUGCAAUUCUAAUGUCUAGUCGCGAUCAGGAUAGGAAGAAAUCAAAGUACGUGCUACACAACCUUAUAAGAACAAAUCGAGCAGAAGAUGAUCAAUCUUAUGCCUGUGUUUUCCAGGAAGUUGACAAUGAAAACAAAGUAGGAGUGUCCAUAUCGAAGAACGUGAUGAAUGUAGCAGAAGAAGCAUUAAAAACAAACAUGGUUUUGUUAGGUCCAAUGGUCUUGCCAUUGACAGAACAAUUUCAAUAUGGGUUGUCCUUAAUGUUGCAGAAAAUGAAGAUUUUAGGCAAGAAAGGAAUCUAUAUACCAGAUUUCAGAAAAGGGUUUGAGCAUUUCUGCAUACACGCAGGAGGAAGGGUUGUUAUUAUGGCGAUAGAGAAAAGCCUUAAAUUGAGGAAAGAAGAUGUUGAAGCCUCAAAAAUGACACUGCAUAGAUUUGGGAAUACUUCUUCCUCAUCUAUUUGGUAUGAACUAAGUUAUACAGAAGCCAAAGGGAGAAUAAGGAAAGGCGACAGAAUAUGGCAAAUUGCAUUUGGAAGUGGAUUCAAGUGUAACAGUGCAGUAUGGAGAUGUGUAUGCAACAUCAAGCCUCAGUAAACUAAUGCCUGGACUGAUACUAUCGACUUGUAUCCAGUCGACGUGGCUGAUACCUUGGAGAUGUAGUUUAAUAACAAGUAGCCAAGUCAACAUAUAUUUCAUGACUAUUCGUAGUGAUGAGACUCAUUUCAACCUUUUGCUGGGGAAUAUGUAAUAAUGACAAUGAAACAUAAACCCCAAUACGGGGAUCUGAGACUAUCCUAGAGAAGAGUAUCUUGGCUCUAGCAAAACAGUGUCGUAUAAGUUGGCAUUUCAAUACUGGAGAGUUUGAUUUCAG